Molecule: messenger RNA, 1239 nt
Organism: Hippoglossus stenolepis (Pacific halibut)
Lineage: Eukaryota; Metazoa; Chordata; Actinopteri; Pleuronectiformes; Pleuronectidae
Gene: polr2h
Product: RNA polymerase II, I and III subunit H
Exons: 6
Coding region: 483-935 (150 amino acids)
Biological process (GO): DNA-templated transcription
Cellular component (GO): RNA polymerase III complex; RNA polymerase I complex; RNA polymerase II, core complex
Molecular function (GO): DNA-directed RNA polymerase activity
Source: RefSeq, a predicted model, not a curated record
CUUCUAUACAGUCUAUGUGUCCCACGUGUUUCUCCGAUAAACCAACAAGAUGGAGUUGUGAUAUUUGUAUAAAAGUCACACGGGCCUUCAGGUAAAUUGUCCCCUCGUAACGUAACGAUUUGUUUCCAGCGCUCAGCAAUGACAUCGACAUAGCGAUGGUAAAAAUAACAUUUACCAUGUUCACUAAUUUGCUUGUGUUGAGGUUUAUAUGACCGCGAUUCACCAUAUAACCAAUUCAAUCAUAUAAGCAGCAAUACUCGCAGGAACGUCAUAUCGACCCGGAAGCAGUUUACACGUCACAGGUCGCGCACAUUGUUCCUGCGCGGCACGGCGCGGUUCACGUUGUAAUGAAUGAAAAUCAAGUCCAAUAAGUUUUCCAGCAUCGCAACAACAGAGAGCGAUCGACUGACUGUGACGAGUCGGUGUGUGUGAAGCGUAAAACCAGAGCUGCGUCUUAUUCCAGUUCAUAGACUGUAACAGAGAUGGCUGGAAUUCUGUUUGAGGACAUCUUUGAUGUAAAAGACAUCGACCCAGAUGGCAAGAAGUUUGACAGAGUGUCUCGUCUUCAUUGUGAAAGUGAAUCUUUCAAGAUGGACCUCAUCUUGGAUGUGAACAUUCAGAUCUAUCCUGUUGAUCUUGGUGAUAAGUUCCGACUGGUUAUUGCCAGUACGUUAUAUGAAGAUGGAACCCCAGAUGAUGGAGAGUAUAAUCCUCAGGAUGACCGGCCGUCCAGAGCGGACCAGUUUGAUUAUGUGAUGUACGGGAAGGUUUACAAGAUCGAAGGCGACGAGACUUCGACAGAAGCAGCAACACGCCUAUCGGCCUAUGUGUCGUACGGUGGCCUCCUCAUGAGGCUGCAGGGAGAUGCCAACAACCUUCACGGCUUCGAGGUGGACGCCAGGGUUUACCUGCUCAUGAAGAAACUGGCCUUCUAAACCCCAACUCUGCUCACCCACCUAACCCCCGGUCCUCCGACGGCCACAGUCAACCUGUCAGUCUGAGCUGCAGACUGAAAACAUUCAUAUUCCUGAGUCUGAAGCACACGGUCGUCUCCGAGAGGAGCUCGCUGACAGAACACGUGGCAGCUGUAGAGAAAAUAUUUCAUUUUUUUAUUCUCAUAGAUAAGAAAUGUUUUUUCCAAGGAGAUGGACGUCAGACUAAAGACUGUGACACUUAGAAAGUACUGCAACCUCCAUCUGCUGGCAACAUGUAAAUAAAGAUUUCUUUUAUACAAAGUGA